UAGAGGUUUGGUGAUAUACGAAAGAGCGCUGUGGUUUUCCUGUCAAUUUUGGAAGAUGGUCCAAGUCCUGCGGCCAACACUCCGUUGCAAAGCUCGAGAAGCGUUAGAAACUACUACAGCAGGUGAGGCUGCAGCAUUCUGCCAUCCUCUUCAGUACUCCACUCCAGUGCAUCGGUGUCUAGAACCUGUUUGCCAGCGACUCAGGAGCAAUAAUUCUUCGUUCGCCAGAGGUGCUCUUGGAAGCGACGUCGAGAGCUUCAAAGCAGCUUGUGCCUCUGAAUAGGACUGCUUCUUGGCAAGUAGGUAAAUCGCAGCUGGAUAAUGUUGAUGACAGACGAGAGUAUGGCGCUUGAGGAAGUGAGGAAAGAAUGUAAGGAGACAGAUGAUUGCAGCGACAGCAUGAACCAGUCAAGCCGAGAAGGUGACGAACCAGAGGCAAGCUUAGAGGAGUCUACCGAUCAGGCGAACGUCUGGGCGCAGCAACUUUUCGAAUCGCAGUACUUAGAUUUGAGCGGCGCUUCUCCAAGAGGAUUGAUGUCCCCCAAAUUUUCUGAGAUGGGAGGAUUCGCUGACCUUGGGACUCUAUGUGCGUCGCCCUUGUUUUCCGAUCAGUUGAAGUUUCUCCAGAGCUGGAGUCCCAAAGUAAUCCCCAACACUGUAUCCGCUUGGGGUUCCGGGGGAAAAACUGCCUCCACCUCUGAGAUCGUUUCGACAUCUGAAAAGAGCGCGGAGAGCGACCCAUCUAGCAGUGAUUUUAUGAUUACCAGUGACUCUACUGGCACUGGCUCUGGAGAUGAGGCCAAGACGACCCGCAAGAGGAAAUCGGUGGAGCGUGACGAAGGAAUCGAUGGUUCCGACGGCGAUGACGUAGUGAAGGAGCAAGAAACGAGCAAUUCAUCCAGAUCAAUGGAGCAAGGGCAGAAAAUGAAGGGACCCAAAAGGCCGCGGGAGCCAAGAUACGAAUUCAAAACGAGAUCCGAAGUGGAUGUAAUAGACGAUGGUUACAAAUGGCGCAAGUAUGGUCAGAAGCCCGUGAAGAGCAGCCCACAUCCCAGGAACUAUUACCGGUGUACAACUGCAAAUUGUCCCGUCCGAAAACGGGUGGAGCGGUCCAUUGAGGAUCCUGGCCUCAUUGUCACUAGCUACGAAGGAACACAUACCCAUCCCAAAAUCAACCGCCCGAAGAAUUCCUCUGGAGUAGGCUGGACUUCUAACGAAUUUGAGGGCCCACAAGAUCUCUGGAGCCAGGUGCAAAAUGGAAUACCUGCGACGACUUCAGGUCUACCAGAUCUUGGACCACAUCAGGACAAUUUGGCCCACCUUCCAAAUCUCGGCAAUUUAUUUUCAGCUUGGCCAACGCUUCCAUUCAAUCUUGCCCAACCACCUCCUAGGCUGCAGGACAACGUGAGCAUGAUCAUGGCAUAUCAACUCGUGAGAUUACAAUUUGAAUUGCAGGCUAGGAUUCAGCAGUUCAUGAGUUACAAUGCAGCUCAGCAGGGCCUUGCGGGAGGACUUUCGAAGAAUCCGUUCACCAACAACCCACAAGGUCUUCCCCAGUUCCCUCUGCCAGACCUUUCAAGGUUAUUGCAGAAUUACGCCGACCUGGCUGCUGAACCAAAACAAGUUCCAACUCCAGAACCCCUUAAUCCAAGCAGCCUCCUUUCUAGACGCCUGAAUGCAGCAAGGCUCAGAACAAGCUCCCUGAAUCCAAAUACGCAAAAACCUAAUACGCUAAGAAAUUUGGCCACGCAACAAUCCAUGGAAGGACCUCAAGAUGCAGGUCCAGAUCUCAAGCGGAAACUUUCUGGUCCUGGUCUACCCCCCCGGCCAUCCCGGAGUUCGUAACAGUUACGGUGCUUAGUCUUCAAAUUAGACGAGUUAGGAGCAGCAGAGGAUUGUACAUAAUUCUUUUUCAAUCAUAAUGAAAAAAAAAGAAAAAAAGAAGCAAAAUUUUCAAAGAAAA
Messenger RNA from Physcomitrium patens, 1963 nucleotides. RefSeq lists its product as uncharacterized. Lineage: Eukaryota; Viridiplantae; Streptophyta; Bryopsida; Funariales; Funariaceae. The record is from RefSeq and is a predicted model, not a curated record. Gene Ontology annotation, biological process: regulation of DNA-templated transcription. Gene Ontology annotation, molecular function: sequence-specific DNA binding; DNA-binding transcription factor activity.